AAGCUCUGCACCUGCAAGGAGCUCUGAGUUCAUCUGGACUCCAAGAGACACAAACACCUGAGCAGGAUGAAGAUGAUGUCCAGCAUCCUGCUGCUCCUCAUCCUCAGCUCAUGUCUCUGUGCAGCAACAUUUGUAGUGAAUGUGACACAGAGCAGCUAUCAGGCAGAGGAGAAGCAGAACAUCACUCUGGAGUGGACCUUCACCUGCAGACCCGACUCCUGCAUAAAGUUCAAGUUUAUAAUUUAUACUCUGAUCACCGAUGACAAAUUGUCAGUCUUGUUCCACGAACAUGACGGAGUCGAGGUGCCAAUGUCUCAGGAUGUAAAGUUUGUAGGUCGAGUCCAGAGCGACAAAGACGUCCUCCCAGAGGGACGGACCAGACUCCGUGUGUCCGGACUGAGGACUGAGGACUCUGGUCUGUAUCUGUGUGAAAUGAAAACGUUUGAUGACUUCAGCUCUGCAGCAGCUGAACUGGUCGUAUCUGCGGCUCCUGAGCCUCUGCAGGUUCAGAGAACGAGACUGAAACGCCAAACCGAAAAUCGAAGUAGAUUCGGUCUUUAUGUCGUCCUGAUGCUGAUAGCAGCAGCAGCAGCAGCAGCAGCAUCUUUACUCAUGUGGAGAAGGAAACACACUGGUCAAAAAUCGAGUUUACCACAGUCUAUUAAUCAAGUUUCAAUCUAACCAAACCAGUUUUAAUGUAGGUUUAGUGCCUGUAAAAAUAUUCAUACUAAUUUUUUAUUUUCUUUAUGUUUUAGGUCAACACAAAGGGACAUGUGGUUGUAAAUUAAAAAAGGAAUCUGAAAAGUGUGGCCGGGUUUUGUGUUUAGCUCCCCUGAGUGGAUACUUUGUUGUUGCUGAGGUUUUACGGUAUGUUUGAGAUCCACACCCAGACUCUGACCUUUCUGCCCUUUGUUCUGAACAGAGCAGCUCAAACCGAGUCACUGCACAUGACAUGGAUGUUUCUUUACCCUUCAGAUGAACAUUUACUCCUUUUGCUAAUGUUAUUAUUCACAUUUUCAAUGUUUUGAGGGCAGUUUGGGCUAAAUAUGUCUGGUGUGAUUUGAUUGAUGUAGUGGCCGGAUGCAACCAGCAGGGGGAGUCUGGCACUAGCACUUCCUCCUCAGACGGACCUUGUCUGACUCUUUCAUUAAAAUAUUCCCGUCUUUACGUAAACUCAAAUACGGAAUAAAAGGGAUUUUCAAGACCUUUGUGCCAUAAAUCUGGUCCAUUAUGGAUCUGACUGUAUUAUAAAGCUUUAUAAGCCACUUUGUUUUGGUUUGACACAUAAAAUCCCAGUGAAACAAGAAGUUUGGAGUUGUGAUGUGGUAAAAUGUGAAACGGUUCGAUAGAUAUUUUGAUGUGAACACAUUACCUUCAUGGUUCCUCCAGGCUGUUUGAAGUUUAUCUGCAUAUAUAAGCUAAAAAUGAAAAGCACUUUCUGCCAGAUGUUUGCUGUGUUUGUAAAAUAAAAUGCUUGAGUUUUAAA
Poeciliopsis prolifica (blackstripe livebearer) is the source of this 1486-nucleotide messenger RNA. RefSeq lists its product as uncharacterized. The record is from RefSeq and is a predicted model, not a curated record. Lineage: Eukaryota; Metazoa; Chordata; Actinopteri; Cyprinodontiformes; Poeciliidae. Gene Ontology annotation, cellular component: external side of plasma membrane. Bases 67 to 681 code for a protein of 204 amino acids. The transcript is spliced from 4 exons. Gene Ontology annotation, biological process: T cell costimulation; cell surface receptor signaling pathway; positive regulation of T cell proliferation.